GUCGAGAUACACCUCGUCACAUCCACCCACCUUACACCCACCGCACAAGAUGUUGAACAUCUUCAGCCCCCCCAUCCUCACAGCAGCAGCAGCCGCCGCCGCCACCGUCGUCCUGGCCCAUGGCGACCACCACGAUCAAGAGCCUCUCGAAGGACCACAUAAGAAACUCUGGUACAACACUCUCCCAGGCGAUGGAGGUACCCAAGCCGAUUCUGUAUUCUCAGGCAUCUCCACCUUUGGGAGACUUCCAUAUUCGCCCUGUCUGGCCACCGAGGAUGUCAAGUAUGACAUUGCCUUCAUCGGAGCACCCUUCGAUACCGGUACGUCCUACCGACCAGGAGCACGAUUCGGUCCAUCGGGUAUUCGACAAGGGAGUCGACGAUUGAAUCUCUACGGUGGAUAUAAUGUCCCACUCGAUGCCAAUCCAUUUGCCAGUUGGGCGUCAGUAGUCGACUGUGGAGAUGUUCCCGUGACUUCAUACGAUAAUACCUGGGCAUUGCACCAGAUUGAAGAAGGCCAUAAUAGCAUUCUCAUGAGGGAACCGGCGACCGAUGCCAAAGAGCCAGGAAUUUCCAAGCAUGGCAAAACGUUGCCUCGUGUCAUCACUCUCGGCGGUGACCACACCAUCACCCUCCCCCUCCUCCGCAGCAUGAACCGCGCCUACGGACCCAUCACCGUAAUCCACUUCGACUCCCACCUCGACACCUGGCGACCCAAAGUCUUCGGCGGCUCACCCUCCAAAGUCGCCAGCAUCAACCACGGCACCUAUUUCUUCCACGCCGCACAAGAAGGGCUACUACGCAACGACACCAACAUCCACGCAGGAAUUCGCACCACAUUGAGCGGUCUGUCCGACUAUGACAAUGACGGGUAUUGCGGCUUUGUCAUUUCCGAGGCGAGAGAGAUUGAUACUAUUGGUACUGAAGGGAUUAUUAAAAAAAUUCAUGAUCGUGUGGGACAUACGAAUCCCGUGUAUUUGUCGAUUGAUAUCGAUACGCUGGAUCCGGCGUUUGCGCCUGCUACGGGCACGCCGGAGACGGGAGGUUGGUCGACGAGGGAGUUAAGGACCAUCAUUAGAGGCUUGAAGGGUAUCAAUCUCGUUGCGGCAGAUAUCGUCGAGGUUGCGCCGGCGUAUGAUACGAAUGCAGAGUUGACCACCAUGGCUGCUGCCGAUACGUUGUAUGAGGUCAUGAGCUUGAUGGUUCUCAAUGGACCACUCACGGUAUCGAACAGCUCCAGAGCCCCGGCCAAAGAGGAGAUUUGAGGACGUGGGCACCAAUGCUUUGGAAUUGGAGAUGUGGUUGAUGGAGAGGCGAAGUAGGGAUACCGGCGAGAUGGGUCUUGGUACAUGAAUGGCCAGCAAGGCAGCAAAGGUGCGUAGACUAGUAGCAAACUUAUGUAGGUAUGAUAGAAACUCUAAUAAAUAUGUCAGCG
Sphaerulina musiva SO2202 is the source of this 1434-nucleotide messenger RNA. RefSeq names its product Arginase/deacetylase. The record is from RefSeq and is a predicted model, not a curated record. NCBI's taxonomy places the organism in Eukaryota, Fungi, Ascomycota, Dothideomycetes, Mycosphaerellales, Mycosphaerellaceae. Bases 50 to 1264 code for a protein of 404 amino acids. Gene Ontology annotation, molecular function: agmatinase activity; metal ion binding. The transcript has 5 exons.